Molecule: messenger RNA, 1275 nt
Organism: Penicillium odoratum
Lineage: Eukaryota; Fungi; Ascomycota; Eurotiomycetes; Eurotiales; Aspergillaceae
Product: questin oxidase family protein
Exons: 4
Coding region: 1-1275 (424 amino acids)
Molecular function (GO): oxidoreductase activity
Source: RefSeq, a predicted model, not a curated record
AUGGCGACGGCGACCAACAUUUAUUUGGACCCCACUAAGGAUGUAGGGGUCUACAGCUCCAGUAUUCGGGAAGAUGCCGCUCGUGUCACGAGUAAGAUUCUACAGGAAGAUAUGGAGAAUCACCAUGUCUUCUUCAAUGAUGAAGGAUUCCAUAACCAUAUUGUUCAUGGAAUCCUCACCAUCUAUGCACUUGGCGCAUCCCCUGAAGAAAUUUGGGCCCAUUACGAGAGAAACAAGAGUUACCAACGACCAUCAUAUCCGAUCAACGAAGAUACCAUUCAAGCUAUGCAUGAUAGUACCAAGUUCCAAGGCUUUCUAGGAAAAGAAGACCAAUACUCGAACUUUUUAGCUUUCUUCCAGAAUGCUAUUGAUACCAAGGGAGUCAGUCAAGUCCUCGGGGAGUAUUUAUUUGCUGGUGACGACCGCGCUGAAACAAUGUUUUGUCGGCUGUUUGGAGGACUGGUACACCCGCUCAUUCACCUCGGUUUUGGGCUGGAGUUCAACCAACCUGCCAUUGUGGCCCAGGGCCUGGCCCAAGCAGCCGUUCAUGCCGAUUGGAUGGGUCGCGACUUCUUUCUUGCCGCCGAAAAAUUGGCCGGCGGAGUUGGAAAACCCGGGGAGAAGUCACUUUUACUGCUCUUAAAUGAAGUCCGCAAAGAUCAGACAGUGAAGAGGUCUGUUAAGUUCUCUGACACCAACAAGUUUAGGGAUGGAGUGUUACACCGUGCGCCACAGGAAAUGCUCCAGUAUGCUGCUCAGUAUACAGUUUCCGCAGAGCAGAUACCAGAGAGAUUGGCUGAUAUGAUCAACACCGUUGUGUACUAUACGAGCGCCGCGCAGCGUCGCGACAAGGAGAUAAAGAUCGACUUUUUCUUCAUCCACAGUCUCAACUCCUCCAUCUUCUUCUCCACUCUUAUGGAACUUCCAUACCUCAAGCAGGAAUGGAAAUGCCGUCUACUCGAAUGGAAAGGCCGUCUUGAUCUUCUGACUUACGUUUCUCGCAACUCCCCGGACCUCCUCAUAGACGAAGUCACUAAUUACCCAGCCAACAAAGACUGGCAGACUGUGAUCUCGCACAGUAUAGCACACCCAACCGAUGACGGUCAUCUAUCCAAGCUGGUGCGAGCUGUAGCGCAUGGGCAGAAUGUGUGUCGGCGAUUUGAGAAGAAAGAUGCAAUGCCGAUCUCUGGUGAUAUGUGGCUUAAAAUUGGGAAUAUGGGUAAGCUUCUAUGUGCGACAUGCCAAUGUCACUUGCUGAUUGGUCUACCUUCAUAG